Closterium sp. NIES-67 is the source of this 9424-nucleotide messenger RNA. Lineage: Eukaryota; Viridiplantae; Streptophyta; Zygnematophyceae; Desmidiales; Closteriaceae. The record is from the annotation of a GenBank genome assembly.
AUUUCCUGAGAAGCCAUAAGCUGCUACAAGCUCCAGAGUUGGAGUUCAAGAAUUCGACGAGUCGUCAUAGGUUCGAAAGGAUUUCGAGGAGGAGUUCAAGAUUCAGAGGAGUUUUGCGCAGACUCUUGGCUGUAGUUUCUAGCUGAGCUUGGAGCAGGCUGUAGUAACACGAGCUGCAUCUCGCAACUAGCGCACGUUCUACGUUUUGACGCACCAUAUCUUGAGCCCGUGGUUGACCAACCGCUCUGCUGUCCGAGCUGACUCACCUUUGAGCCCAAAGCCCCUCUCGUUAACUGCUGCUCGUAUCAUCCGACGCUGCACACAACGACCUGCUCGGACUUCCAGACGUGCCCCAGAUGAACCUAUUCGCUGCGGCGAUGGCAGAGCCACCGACAGUCUGUGCUGGUGGAAUGAAGGUGUGCUGGUAGGACUCCUAGCAUCAUCACAGCACAGCUGAUCUGAUGAAGCUGAGCUGGCUCCAGCAGCGAAACGAGCUCGGCUGGAUUCGGUUGGGAUUGGAUUAUAGUCGAGGCUGCGCUGGCAGGACCUCUCCUCGUUGGUCUGCCCGCACCCACGCAUGAGUUCCCGCAUCACUCUAAAUGUGGCCUUGGUUUGCCACUUGAGUACCCUACUCACAGGUCAGCGAAACCCCGUUGGCGAGAUGUUUGAUUGGGGGGGUGAGAUUCUUACAAGGACUGAACUGAACCCGGUCGGCCUCGGACUCUUCCACCGCGCGCCGGAAAAAAGGAAAGGACGUAUUUUUGAGAGGCCUCAAAAAGUUGUCUCGCUUUGGGGAAAAAGGAUAGGCUUUUCCACCAACCCCCUGCUGACUUUGGUGGAGUGUAGCUCUAGGACUGUCCUGCGGAAUCCCAUUCCGUAACAGUGAAACAGGUCAGCGCAAAUGCUGCUCGCAUUAUCUCGCUCGCUCAUCGGCGACUCGCUUCACGUGUGGCGGGCGGAGAGGGUUUUGUGCUGGGUAAGGUGCGCCGCGCUGCUACCUCAGCUGGGACGUUCACUUUUUGGUGACGCGAGGCAUUCCCGUGACUGUUGGCCGUUCGGUACCUCAGACUUGCCCAACAACUGCCAGCGCUGCAUCAUGCAGAGACGUUCGGCUGCGACCGACUCCAGCGGCGUGCGCUAGACGUUCGCAAGCGUUCGCUCCCAUCCCAUCCCCUUUUUGGAUGAAUGUUUCCAACAGAGUCUGUUGGACCACAUUGCAUUCCCUCGCUUACUCGCUGCUGUUUCCAGUGGAGAAACAAACUGCGGAGCACGGAUAGAGCUAGGUUCUCGUAUGCUUGGCACGAACAGCGUCCAUAGUAGUAGCAACCUCCAGCACGACAGCGCAGCAACCUCAGCACCCGAACAACCUCCAGGAACCCUGCUCCUCGUAGAAGUAGGCAAGAUGAGGGGGAGACAGCGGCGUUACAGCGCUUCCUGCCAGCAGCCGGAGUCUCUUAGCCGGCAGCUCGACCCACGCCGGCGUCCGCAGAAGCUUCUGCUCGGCGCGGCGCUGCUGCUGGCUGCUCUGCUGCUCCACCCAGCCAUUGUUGAAGGCAUCCCCUGGGAUGCGUCUCAAGUGCCUGUGAUCGAGGACCUGAGGAAGGCCAUGACUGUGAGCGGACAGGUGGUUGCGUUCAAGGGGUGGAAUGCAGGCGACGACUGCACCACUGCUCAAGUGCUCACUUGUGACGGCCAGGGCAUGGUCACCAGCAUAAACCUGAUAUAUAACACCGCCAGGUACUACGGCUCCAUCCCUCCAAGCAUCGGGACUCUCCUGCAACUCACUUCCUUCGUGCUCCAACAUACCAGGUUCGACAAGUCGCUCCCUGGGUCGCUCAGCAGCCUUGUGAAGCUCGUGCGCCUUGACCUGCUCGACAACUUCUUUGUGGGAACCAUUCCGUCCUUCAACAGCUUGACUGCACUGACGUACCUUGACCUUUCCGACAACAUGUUCAACGGGACCGUUCCCUCUUUUGGCAGCUUGACUGCGCUCACGUACCUCAACAUGUCAUACAACGGCCUUUCCGGGUCCCUCCCCGACUGCUUCGAGAGCCUUUCCAACCUUGCAAGCCUUCAGCUCCGGCGUAACAAGUUCACCAAGGAGAUCCCAGCGUCUAUCAGCAGCCUGGUCAAGCUCUCAGCUCUUGACCUGUCCGCCAACUCCUUCACCGGGACCGUUCCCCCUUUUUCCAGCUUGACUGCGCUCACAUACCUAGGUAUGGGAGGCAACUAUGGCCUGUCUGGUUCUAUUCCAGAGUCCGUCAGUCUGCUAAAGCAGCUUGUCGAGCUAGAGUUGCUAUAUGUUAAGCUCGAUGGCUCCGUUCCUUCAGGGCUCUUCGCUCUUCCGCGCAUCACCCGCAUAGUCAUCGCGAGCAUCUAUCAGCUGUCCUGCACUAUUCCACAGUCUAUCAGUUCGCUAACCAACCUUGUUGAGCUAAACUUGCCAUACAUUAGUCUGACUGCUGUGAUCCCUUCAGAGCUCUUCACUCUUGCAAGCCUCACCCGCCUAAAGAUAGGAGGCCGUUUUGAGCAGUUUGGUUCCAUUCCAGAGUCCAUCAGUCACCUCACCAACCUUGUCGAGAUAGACUUGUCUCACGCUACUUUCACUGGCGGCAUACCCGCAGGCCUCUUCAAUCUAUCACAACUCACCAGCAUUGUGUUUAACGACGCACACCUUUCGGAGUCACUCCCUGCAAACUUAUCCAAGAUGGCACAGCUCAAGCAUCUGGAUCUCAGGUACAAUCACUUCUUCGGCCCUUUCCCUGACAUCAAAGGCUUGAGCCAGCUGACUUACCUAGACAUCGGUCACAACUUCUUUGCGGGAGACAUUCCAAUAACGGAUGAUAUGACCGACUUGCGUUUCCUCAAUCUAGAGUUCAACUACUUUAAGUCUGGGUUCAUUGAGGAUUACAUCUGUUAUCAGGCUGAUGUGAUGGUCACCAGCAACUGCUUCGUCUUGGAUGUGCCGUGCCAGCUGAAUGACUGGCAGAUGGGAGAUUGCUCUGAUUUCUGUGGAAUGAAUGCGUACAACGGCCUUUCCCCCUGUACCGGCCAUGGUUACUGCUACGGGGAGAACUUGAACGCACCGUGGGUGCAGCAGAGCGUGAUGCAGUGCCAGUGCGCAAAUAAUUACACGUACGGGUCGACUAACGCGUCCUGUAUUUCUCCGCUGGAGAGUUCUCAGACUAACGUGCUGGAUGGCUUGCUGAAGCUGUGGGGCGCGUCCCCUAACAUCACGUGGCAGACCCUUCUGCAAUUUGCCGAAACUGAAGACAAUUUCAUUGUUAGACUUGACUUCUCAUACAUGGGCCUGUCUGAAACUAUCCCAUCGAUUUUGACAAAACUCGCUCGCCUCACACAUCUAAAUCUGUCUAUGAAUGCGUUUUCAGGAAAUGUCCCCGAAUGUCUUAGCAGCCUGGUCCGAAUGCAAGAACUGGACUUGUCAUACAACGAGCUGUCUGGCUCGAUUCCAUCCUCCUUCAGAAGCCUACGCUACCUUAAGACGUUGAAUGUGAGCAACAACUACCUCUAUUCUGGCACUCUGCCCAGCGCCACAUGCACCUCCACAACACUGACCGCCCUCUCCCUGGAAAACAACUGUUACCCCCCCAGCGCCGUCCCCUGCAGCCACGCAGACUGCCGAGAAAUCAACUGCGGCUUGACCGUCCCCUGCAUCUCAGUAGAAUCCUUGGAAAUUGACUGCACCGUCACCAUAGCCUUCGACUCUGUAGAAUGCGCUGAAACCGACUGCACCAUCACCAUCCCUUCCGGCUCGGUACAAUGCGCUGCAACUGACUGCUACAUUAACAUCCCUUCCGACUCUGCAGAAUGUGCUGAAACCGACUGCAGCAUCAGCGUCCCCUCUGACUCGGUAGAAUGCAUGGGAACCGACUGCACCAUCACCAUCUCCUCCAACUCAGUAGAAUGGGGGGAACUCGACUGCGCCAUCACCUUCCCCUGCACCUCAGUAGUCUCCCUGAAAAGCAAAUUCGCCAUCACCAUCCCCUACAGCUCAGUAGACUCCUUAGGAAGCCACUUCACCAUCCCCUCCGACUCAGUAGACUGCGUGGACGACAACUGCGCCAUCACCGUCCCCUAUGGCUCAGUAGACUUUCCGGAAAAGACGUGCACCAUCACCAUCCCCUUUGACUCAGCAGUUUGCGAAAAUAACAACUGUGAAAUCGCCAUCCCCUGGGACUCAACCCUGGAAAACAACUGCACCGGCCACAUCUCCUGCAUCACCCAGCGCCCCCCUGAAGAUUGCUCCGCCUUCUGCGGCCUUUCCCCUCCCUUCGACACGCCCUGUGCCGGCCUCGGCCACUGCCACUGGGAGUGGGGGGAAAACGACGCGAGCACUGCCAUGUGUGCGUGCAAGGAGGGGUACAAUACUGGAAAGGAGUCCACAACAUGUGUUCCCCUGCUCUCACAAACGGAAUGGGCUGUGUUGGAGAGUCUAACGGCUGCAUGGGGUGGCUUUGAUGGCAAUGGCACAUGGAAGAGUGGCAUCCCCUGCGAGCUAAUGAAUAACGUCAUAUGUGACGAUGCCAACCAGAUUGUAGCGCUUGACGUAUCCUGGCAAGGCAUCUGGGGAAACAUUCCAGACGCCAUCACUGGCUUGGAGAGCCUGAGUGUGCUGAAUCUGACAGGCAACUACUUCACUGGUACCCUGCCGAAAGCCUUAGGCAGUCUAUUGAGCCUCGUGUCUCUGUCUGUCAGCAACAACUACUUCUACGCUGACACUCUCCCCAAGACAAUGUGCAAUGCGUCCGCCCUCGACAUGAUAGCCAUCUCCCUGCAGGGCAACUGCUUCAACUCCAGCGCCAUGCCCUGCGACCUCACCCACACCCAGCGCCAAAAUUGCUCCGCCUUCUGCGGCCUCUCCCCUCCCUCCACCGUGCCCUGUGACGGCCACGGCUACUGCCACUUGGUUGACGGCAAUGCUACGUGUGCAUGCAAGAAGGGGUACGGGCACGGAGAUAAUUCAAGCACAUGUGUCAACGUAUUGCCAAAAUCGGAAUGGCUCGCUUUGGACGCGCUGAGAGUGGCCUGGGGUGGCUUCAACGGCUCAGGCACAUGGAACGAAAGCUUCUCUUGUGUGCAGAUGUUGCAUGUCAAGUGCAACGAGUACAACCAAAUAGAGAAACUGAACGUUUCUGGGCUAAACAUAUCGGGUUUUAUUCCAAGCAGCAUUGAAGGCCUGUCGCACCUCACAUUACUCAAUGUGUCCAACAACGCUAUAGCGGGGCCCAUUCCAGACUCCAUCAGCUGUCUAACGAAGCUCAGAAUCUUGGACUUGUCACACAACCAACUGUCAGGAGCUUUACCAAGUGGGCUCAACAGCUUGCUAGGGCUCAACAGCUCGCUAGGGGUCAACAACUCGCAAGGGCUUAGCCCAAAAGGGCUGCUGGCAUUGAACGUGAGCCAUAACUACCUCUACUCCAGCAGUCUGAAUGCCACCACGUGCAACUCAUCAGCGCAGCUGCUCUCCCUGCACAACAACUGCUUCAACUCCAGCGCCAUGCCCUGCAACCUCACCCACACCCAGCGCCCCAGAGAAAAAUGCUCUGCCUUCUGCCACCUUUCCCCUCCCUCCACCCCGCCCUGUCCUGGCCACGGUUAUUGCUACUGGAAAGGGGGGGAAGGCUUGGGCAAUGCCACGUGUGCGUGUGGGUCAGACUCCAAUAGGGGAGGCACUCUUGAAACAUGCGAUGGCCUUCCCCCAGAUUUAGAGUGGGCUGCACUGGAAGCACUAACGAAGGCCUGGGGGGGGUUUAACGGAAAUGGCACGUGGACGAGCGUUAGCGCGUGUGCCCAGAUGAAGCACAUAACCUGUGAUGCUGACAACCACAUCAUCAGCCUGUUAUCAAAUGGCUCUCAAGUUGUGGGAAGCAUACCAGCGCUUAUUGGGAAUCUCAUCCAUCUGACCGCAUUGAACCUUACUGGAAGCCAAUUCCGUGGGAGUCUUCCAACAACGAUUGGGCGACUUACCAAUCUAGUCCAGUGGGAUUUUCAUACCAACUCGUUCACGGGUAAAAUUCCGAAGUCGAUCUCAGCAUUGCAACGACUAGAGAUUUUGGAGUUUGGUGACAACAUGUUCAAAGGCCAAAUUCCAGAUGGAGUCUGUAAUAUGACAAAGCUUACCAAGCUCAAUAUCUCGCACAAUACCUUUGCGGGAUCCAUCCCUGACUGCUUGUCGAACUUAACGAAGCUUAGUAUAUUGGACAUGAAUGACAACCGUAUGACGGGGCAGUUGCUUCCCAAUCUUAAGGCGCUGAAGAAACUCACGUAUAUGGAUCUGAGUAACAACCGUUUUUCAGGAAGCUUACCUUCUAGACUUACUUCCUUGAAGGCUCUCCGCACAUUGAAAUUGGACAACAACAAGCUCAGUGGAGCCCUUGCGCCACUGCCAAAAAACGUCAGAUUCAGCGCUCGUUACAACUAUCUCUCCCGUGCAAACUCGGUGACCUGCAAGAAGGGCUAUCUUGAAAAUAACUGCUUUCUCGAUAAGAAGCGCGUAUGCCCAAAGCUUCCUCGGCGGCCCAUGAAUGAGUGCGCUCCGUUCUGCGGGCUAUCGAGCAAAAUGCAUCCCUGCGUGGGUCGCGGAUCAUGCGUUCUGGACGGGGUGGAUGAAACGCCUACGUGUGUCUGUGAUGGUGGCUACGCCAAUGGAGAGAUCCCCUUCACCUGCAUCCCGGAGGAGCAAAGCUACCCCCAGACCGACAUGAUUAUCAUCGAGUCCACGUUCACCCUCACAAACCGCACAUCAACACUCCCUGGAGAGUACUUUUAUGAAGUCCCCUUCAGGCUCUUCUCGUAUGAAACCAUCGGGAAUGAUUGCGGCCGCCAGUUCUACUUCAACGUCAGCUUCGCCUUCAUGAUGCUUCCAAAGCUCGCUACUGGGGGUGGCGGGCUCGCGUUUGUUGUCUCUUCCACAAAAAAGCGCGGCAACGGCAGCGGAGUGGGGUAUGCUGGGAUGGACAAACGCAGCAUGGCUGUUGAGUUUGACACGUGGCUGGAUAAACAGGACAAAGACACCAGCGCAAAUCAUGUUGGGGUAAACCUGAAAGGAAGCCCCUUCUCUGUGAAAACUGCUAACGUCUCAAAGGACCUGAACAAUGGGAGGAUGUACUUCGCAUGGGUGGACUAUGGCCCCGGGGAGUCUGAGAGCUUGAGGGUGUUCGUUAAUGCUUCCAACACCAAGCCGGACAACCCCUCGCUCUCCAUGAACCUCUCGCUCUGCGACCUCCUCCAGCCCACACCGAAGAAGAACUCGUAUUACUUUGGCUUUGUGGCGGCAUCACUACCCCGGCACGAGCAGGAGCAUCUCGUGGCAACGACAACCAUUGACAUAGGAUUUACUCUGCCCCCAGCACUGCCUGAAGAUGGCAGGGCCACGGGCCUGGUUUUGGAUGUGGAUACAUUUAACCCCACGAUCGCAAGCCCGUUCACGCGCUACGUGAGCGUGGGAUACUCCCCAGCACAGGACGGGCAGGACUCGUGGAACAUCCCCACCUUAUCCACGUGGACCUUGGACUCGACCUGGGAGGCACCGGACCAAGGCGAUUGCAGCGACUGUUGGGCGUAUGCAGUGGUGGCGAGCAUAGAGGCGGCAUACGGCAUCGCCACCAACAACAAGAUGUACCCGUCGCUCUCCAUCAACUCCCUCUUCGAGGUCACCAGGAUGGCUUCCUGCGAGAGCGGCUCGCCCACCCUCGCCUUUCAGAAACUCGUUGCCUCUAAGAAGGGCCUUCGGAAUACCUCUUCUUGGGAUUCCUCCCCCUCCUCCUUGGCUUCCGUUCGCUCGCCCUCCUCUUCUCUCGUCGCCUGGUUAUUCAAAGCAGUGUGGCACAGUCCCUCCCUUGGCAAAGCCGCUCUUCCUCGUCGUCAUCGUGCAGCAGCAGCAGUAGCAGAAACCGGGAAUUACAUCGUGUCUGGGUUUGAGCGGACGGCAUUCAAGGGGUACUUUGGCCUCAUGCUUGCGGUGCGGCGGCAGCCAGUCGUGGUUCACAUCGAGGCGAGCGCCGCCUCUUUCGUCAAUUACAAUGGGUCGUUCAGGUACGACGAGCCAGAUUGCUACACAGGCAACCUCAACCACGUUGUACUCGUUACAGGCUACCUCCUCAUGGGCACGGAUAAGAACCGACCGCGCACUCUUUCACCCUUCUGGAGGAUCCGCAACUCGUGGGGCACGGAGUGGGGGGCGGAGGGGUACAUUCACAUGGGCAUAGCGCCAGGGGAGGGCAUCUGUGGCAUCAACGUGCUGCCUGGCAUCUACCCGAUCAUCAGAAAUUCGGAUGACCCCUGUAUGCGUGAGUCAUUCAUAACCGGCAACGGUGACGCGGUCAUGAACCCCUGUGGCAGCUACGAGUGCAUCGAAACCGCAGAUGGCGCCUCCAACACCUGUGGAUGCAAGCCCCCGUUCGUCGAGGCCCUGAAUAACGAUGGCUCUCGCUCCUGUGCCUAUGUGGAUGUGUGCAGUGCCAGCAUGCAGAACCCCUGUGAGGUGGGCUCAUGCAUCAACGAUGGACAGGGCAGGUACACCUGCAUCUGCCCAUCAACGCACAUGCUAGACACCACAAUCGAUGGCUUCCCGACCUGCACCAGAGGUUUUGGCACUGCUACCACCCUGAUGGUGGCUGGGAGCAACUGGCAUUGUGCCGACGUGCAUUCUCUCUUCGGACUCACACUAGACGAGUUUAAACAUAAUAACGUGAAAAUUGACUGCUCGGAUCGGCUCCCAUGGAACCAACCGCUUAACAUGGCUAAGGCAAAUGUGGAUGCGUGCUCUGCUUUCUACUACACACUACCAUCGGACACCUGCUCUUCAAUUGAGACGUUCCUCAAGUUAAGCGGCUCCUUGGAGAAGCUCAACCCAGGCAUUCAAUGCUUAAGCCUCGAUGCAUCCCGCUCCCUUUGUAUCGAGCGUAACUCGACAGCUUUGGGCCCCGUCCGCAAGUGCCAUAAGACUGCCAUAAUAACGAAGAUGGAUGACUGCACAAACGCAGGGAAUGCCCUCGGGAGUGGUAUAACCAUGGUGGACCUGUACCGAAUGAACCCGGGGCUUGUGUGCGAUCCUGCGAAAGGCCUGAAGGGCGAUGCAAGUGGAAGCAUGAAAGUGGAGGUUUGUGUGGAUGCAGAAUAUGACAACUACUCUAUGGGUAAAUGCUCCGUAGGCAAAUUGAAGUACUUUAAAGCUGACACACCGUGCGUUAGCCUUCUUGCCAGAGAAUUCAAGGGGAAGCGAGCAGAUUUCAGAGCUUUGAACAAGAGAGAGUGUGCCACCACUAUCGGGGGGAAGCCUCAAGAGCAUGUGGCUUUAUGCAUACCCUCUUAGCUCCCAAGUGAUCUUUGCGAUGUUCGUGGUGUUUGUUAUUGUGGACUUGAUGUUCAUGACAUGUGUGAUGUUUUCGCUCUUCUUGAUAGU